This is a messenger RNA of Dendrobium catenatum, 2103 nucleotides long. RefSeq lists its product as uncharacterized. Gene Ontology annotation, molecular function: fluoride transmembrane transporter activity. The transcript is spliced from 7 exons. Gene Ontology annotation, cellular component: membrane. Lineage: Eukaryota; Viridiplantae; Streptophyta; Magnoliopsida; Asparagales; Orchidaceae. Bases 247 to 1893 code for a protein of 548 amino acids. The record is from RefSeq and is a predicted model, not a curated record. Gene Ontology annotation, biological process: fluoride transmembrane transport.
ACGGCCGAUAAUUGUGUGGGUGCUAAUAUACUUCGGUAACGAACGUAAUUCUCGCCAUUCGUCUCUUGCCGGUCCUCUCCCCGCCGAUCAGCUGUGGCUUCAUCACCGGCGACGAGCCACUGAACAGAGACAGCGGUUCCAAGCGUCUCAGGAUCUCAUCCCUCCAUUGGCGCUUUUGCUAGAUCCUGAAUCUCCAUUUCGUCUUCCUCUCCGCCUCUACAUCCUUCACCGCGAGAGCAGCGAGCUAUGGAAAGGAAUACAUGGCCCAGUGGUGACGCCUUAUCCGCCGUGAGAUCUGAUGAGGAUCGCCGGAGUAUGGAUUCCACAAAUACUGAGCAGUUUGUUAAAAGUGCUUCUAGCCGUGGAGGCGGCAUCGCCAAAUCCUUCAGAACAGUCUCCAGGAAUUCUUCUCAUGGACAGUCAACCUCAGUUAUCACAAAUGAAUCAAUACAAGAUUCCCUCGGUAGGCUUAGUUAUAGAGGUUCCAAACGGAGAGGUUCAUAUAGCCUUUCAAGGGAUCUGGGUGAUCAGAUGUUGGAGUCUAUCAGUCUUUCAAGGGAACUAGUUGGUCACAUUUUUGGAGAGGUUGACAGUUCUAUUGUAGCGCAAAUAGGAGAUAGCGGGUAUCACAAGAUUGGACGUGAAGAAGAUGACAAUGAGCUUGAGAAUUUGGGAAUUCCUACUGAGAAUGGACUCAAGCGUUCAUCAAUUGAUGUGAAGAUCGUAUCAGAUGGGUUUCCUUCUAAACCUUCUGGUGCGAAUUUGGGCUCACCUGCUUAUCUCUUGGAAGAGGAUAGCUCGUCUCCUUUUCCUGCUAAUCUGAUGCUGCAUUCUACUGAGAAGGAUAAGAUGCAGAACAUGCAUGUUGCAUCAGAAAAGGAUAAGCAGGGGGGACUGCCUCCAAGUCUAGAUUAUAUUUCAUACUUGAUCCACUUGGCUGUUUUUGGAAUUCUCGGGGUUUUAACGAGAUAUUUACUGGAAAGGCUAUUCGGUCCUGAUCUUCUGGCCCUUACAGGAGAUGAUACACCCCUUUACCUUGAUCUCCCCUCAAACAUGUUGGGUUCUUUUCUUAUGGGUUGGUUUGGCAUUGUAUUCAAGGCUGAUUUACGAGAUGUAUCUGAACAUUUGGUGAUCGGAAUAACAACAGGUUACAUGGGAAGUCUUACAACUUUUAGUGGAUGGAACCAGAAAAUGCUCAACUUGUCUUCAAAGGGUCACUGGACUUAUGCGGUCGCAGGCAUUAUUUUAGGCAUGUUAAUUGUGAAUGAGUGUGUCAAUAUUGGGGUGGAAUCUGCUGAGUGGCUCCGUAGUUGUUUCUUGCAAUGGAUUGAAAAAUGUCCAAAGAGAACCAAAAACAAGCUUAUGAAGCUGAAAUUGGAUACAUUUAAGCGGCACGUUAUGGUUAUGAUAUUCAUGUUAGCAAUCUGGGUGUCAUUAUGGUGCUUGAGUGGUGCAUUAGCGAGAAAAAAGUUAGACAAUCCCACCAGUGGCGCUGUCCUCUGGUUAGGCUGCUUGGUUGGUCCCAUUGGUGUUUGGGCUCGAUGGUACCUUGCUAGGCUUAAUGGCCAGGGCCUAGGAAAGAAGGGUUCUCUCAAAUGGCUCCCCAUUGGGACACUAUUGGCUAAUUUUCUUGCAGCAUGCCUUAUGGCAGCUCUUGCAACAAUCAGCAAGGCGGUGAACACAAAAAGAUGCACAAUCAUUUUGAGUGGAGUCCAGUUCGGUUUCCUUGGUUGCUUGAGCACUGUGUCUACCUUUGUUGCAGAAGUUUAUGCCAUGAGGCAAAGUGGGCACCCUGGGAGAGCUCUUUCCUACGCAAUUUUGACUAUCCUUCCCUCAUUUGCUGCAGGAACUCUCAUAUACUCAAUACCAGUAUGGACAAAGCAUUACAAUUAGAAAUUGGUCUCUAUGGUAUGAUCAAUAUAUUUUUAUGGACUAAGCUGGUUAUGCUUGCAAUUUAUCAGCUUUUCUUCAGCAAAUAAUAGACCAAAUUGGCUACGAAGUUGAUAGAUCUUCCAUAUGUAGUCAAAUUAAUACUUCUUGGUUCUUAUAGAAAUGUUGCUUAUUAGAUGUAACAUAUUCAUAUAACAUUUUGAUGAAAAUACU